Molecule: messenger RNA, 4618 nt
Organism: Sitodiplosis mosellana (orange wheat blossom midge)
Lineage: Eukaryota; Metazoa; Arthropoda; Insecta; Diptera; Cecidomyiidae
Product: carcinine transporter
Exons: 12
Coding region: 2626-4341 (571 amino acids)
Biological process (GO): transmembrane transport
Cellular component (GO): membrane
Molecular function (GO): transmembrane transporter activity
Source: RefSeq, a predicted model, not a curated record
UACAAAUGCUACUUCGAACGUUAAGUGAAUAAGUUGGCUUGCUUCGUUUUGCUAGCAUUUUAGAUUCGCUUUUGCCACAUUCGAUCGCAGCUCUUUGACUAUCUCGCGAAGGUCCUGUUCAAGUUUAUAGGCGGAAUUCCAUUUUAAAAUAUUCAUUCUGUGUAGAAAAUAAAAGUCCAUUUUUUUGUACUUAAUUGUUUGUUGAAUUUACAAGUGAGGUAUUUACUAGGUAUUAGAACGGGUAAGCUCGAAAACAAAAAUUCCGAACGGAAUAAAUGAAAUUUCGUAAUUAAAACGUUGAACAAUUUGUUAAUUCGAGGUAUGCUGUUGUUUUCAUCGAUAUUGGCGCGCAAACAAAAAGUAUUUAUAUUAUCAAAUUCCUCGUUUUCAACACAAUAAAGCAGUGUGAAUAAUCGAGCGUACAAAUCUCUUAACAAUGUUAUUAUUAUCGACAAAGUUUUUUUUCCUGUUUUGUGUGAAAUUAUUAUCGAUUUUGUUUGAACGAUCGUGAUACAGGAAAAAAUAGCCGCAAUUGACCGAUUCGAGGCGAUUUUGUUGAUUUUUAUCUCAAAAUAAUCGGUUAGACGAAUUAACAUUGGAAAAAUUAUCGUUGUGCAUUCACAUUUUUUCUCUGAUGGUUUAUUUUCGAUUUGUUGAUUUUUAACAUUAAAUUAAUUACAUAUUUGGGCCGAUGAAAACGCGAAAAUUAAUGGCAUAGCGUCCAAAUUAAAUAGAAUUUUUUUUAAAAAUAAUGAAAUAUUUGUUCGUUACCAGAUGGGUGCAUUGGUAUGCAGUCCAUGGAAAAAUGCAAGUUUUUUUUAUGUGCGCUCGAAUUGUAAACGUAAUGCCCGUUUAAUGUGAACUCCGCAUUGUUUGUGCCUACAUUUUUUUUUUGCUGUUUGUCAUAAUUAAUUUUCGAGUUAAUUUAAUAUCUUUCAUCAACCGUUUAUUUCACGAUGCACACAGUUCAAAUAAACCGAAUUGUUAUUUAAUCAAAGUGAUCAAAUAAUAUGUGAAAAUAAAAGAGAGUUAAACUGAGCGAAUUCCCAAAAGAACGCAGUGUAAAAAUGUCGUCGCUGUUUAACACUGAAAUUCAUUCACAGAAUACGCACUAAUUGUAAAUAAAUAGCACCCUUAGCGCGCAACUAUGAACGUUACAGAUGGGCUUUUUGUUGUACGGUGCCACCAUUUCGCGCAUUGAACAAACAACCGAGACUUCUGCAUUAUGCAUAUUUCUCACUUGUUUACUUUUGUUUCGAUUUGCAUUUUGCAACGCGCUGCAUUGGUGUUGUGUGUGUGUGUGCUUUUUCGGAGUUGUCAACCGGAGAAUGUAGCCAGCCAGCCAGCCAUCCAGCCAACCAACCAACCGCUGUUGAACACUAUUUGUACCAACACCUUUUUUAAUUAACUGCAAUGCAUAAUCAUGGCCAAUGCAUGUGCGCCUGUAUUCCCUGUCAACAUUAACAACCAGUACUCUUUGCCUGGGAAAACAGCAUUCGCGCUCCAGUCCAUGCACCCGAUUGCAUUGUUGCUGUUGUUUUUGUUUAUAAUUACACAUGUACUUAUUUUUAUUUUUUUUUCACCGAAAAAUGUAAACAUUUGCGUAGUGUUUUCGCAUGAAAAUCAGUUGCGCAGUAGUUGAAUGAAUGGCGAAGCACCAAGUUACAUUUAUAAGGGCAAUUGAAUGAAAUCAUGGCGUUUGAAUGACAUCUUCUAUUAUCAUACUGGCUCACGUUUUUUUUUGUUAUCACUAGCCUGAUAGACACAACAUACAAAUCUUUUGUUGUUUGUUUACAUUUCGAAAUGUGCUGAAAAAAAAGCGGUGAAGUGUAUGUACUCGUUUUCAAUGUAAUUUUUUUGUUCGGUAUCGAACAUAUCUGUUGAAAACUAGAAUCCAAUUUUCAUUGGUGUUUUUUUACGCAAUUUUUUUUUAUCUUUUCGGGUAUGACGACAAAUGCCUGUGGUGUAAAAUGUGCAAACUGUCGCUUUAGAGAAUUUAAUUGGAAACAAACAAGCGACCAAAUUGUGUGCAACGUAUAAAACAGCGCAUAUUUUGGGAUGAAAUGCAAAGUUGAUUUUGUUCAUCGAUUCUUCAAUCGAAUUUAUCCAAAAAGUAAAUGUUUCCAUAAAAGAUCUCAUAUAUUAGAAUGUCCAUUCAAAGUAUUCCUAUUCAGAGAAAUCAAAUCUUGAAUUUAAACUCAAACAUUCGUCAUUGAGAGUCAAAAAUUCUGAUGCGCUGUACGCUAUUUUGCAUCUCAUCAAUAAAUUCACACACUUUUCGUAGGUUCCAUUUUAUUGGUGUCGCGUUCAAAGUGUCGCAAGUAGGAUAGUUUGUCGGUGAAAAAAAAUUUACUAUCAACAAUGUUGGAUAACAUUUCCAAACAACCAAGCGAGCAGUGUAAUCAAAUUUCCGCUUAUGCGCGCUCGUCGUUUCGCCGUCAAUUUCGUUGUUCGUUGGACAAACAUAGCUUCAAUCAUGCACAUCAAACAACAGGCUAGACAACUUUAUCCAACAAAGCGUUCUUACGUUGAAAACUAUUUACUUUUUAACCAAUGAGCUGUUGGCAACGACCCACUUCAUAAGGAUCGAUAAAUUCAAAGAAAUAGCUAAAGUGCUCUAUCAAAAUGGCAGCCGAGGAUGCAGCGUUCGACAAAAUUAUGGAAAUGGUCGGUAACGAUGGAGCCUUUCAAAAACGAUUCAACUACAUUUAUAAUGCAGCGAUGGUCAUUUUUGGAGGCAUGUCCUUUAUGAAUAUUAUAUUAGCCUUAAAUGUGCCGGAUCACUGGUGUCAUGUGCCGGGUAGAGAGCAUACAAACUACACACUGGAACAAUGGAAACACUUAACGCUGCCAAGGGAGACCGAUGUAAAGGGUUUGACUACGUUUAGCAAGUGCCAAAUGUACGACGUGAACUGGACAACGAUUCAGUCGUGGGAUUAUGAGAAUUGGAAUUCAACAAGGCAUCACGAAAAACUCAAUGUUUUAGAUUGUGAUGUUCGGGACUACGAUAAGACAUGGUAUCAAAGCACCAUCGUUUCUCAGGAGGAUUGGGUGUGCUCGAAAGAUAUGUAUCAAACAAAUACAUUUGCACUGAAUCGCAUCGGCGAAGUAAUCGGAACAUUUUUUUUCGGCCAGUUAGGUGAUAGGUUUGGCAGGCGGAUAAUUUUCUACAUCAGUGUUUCGUCGAUUGUAUUCGGUCGAAUCGCAACGAUGUUCACAACAUCGUAUUUUACUUGGUUUUCAAUUGUAUCGAUUGUCGGCAGCUUUUGCGCCAUUUCACUCUUUCAAUCACCAUUCAUCAUAGGCAUGGAAAUCAGUAAACCAGACGAUCGAGCAAAUGUUGCCGUUAUCCAAAGUUUGGCCUGGACCGCUGGGCUAUGUAUUUUGCCAUUCAUCUACUGGGUGGUGGGCGAUUGGUUCACUUUCUUCUUAAUUACGUCACUUCCAAUGCUGAUAUUCCUGUUCAUUCCAACCUAUAUGAUCGAGUCGCCACGCUGGCUGGUUAACCGGGGAGAACUGGCCAAAGCGGCAUUUUAUUUGAAUCGCAUUGCCAAAAUCAAUAACAAACCAAUUAAGCUGAAUGAAAAGGUGCUACGUACCAUGUUACCAAAUGAGGAACGUGAAAAAAUUUACGGCAUGCUGUCGCUAUUCAGCGGCUUUCGCCUGGCGAAGAACACAACGAUUUUAAUUAUCUGCUGGAUGAUUUGCACGCUCGCUUAUUUCACAUUAAUCCUAUACAUUGCCCAAGCCGAUGGAAAUCCCUUUUUGAACUUCUUCAUUCAAAGUGCAAUCGAAGCCCCAGCAUUUUUCCUUGCCAAUUAUAUGGCCAACACGGUCGGCCGACGAUGGACAAACUCAUUUUCAUUCAUUUUUGCAUCACUAUUUUGCAUUCCAACGAUUAUACUCGCUAAUUACGUUGAAUGGCAAAUGGUCGCAACAUGCUCGGUAGUUGUUGUGAAAUUUUGGCUCGCCAUAACAUUCUUUGUCAUCAACCUGCAGGCCAUGGAAACCUAUCCCACAUGCCUGCGUCAAACUGGAUUGUCCAUUGGAACCAUUGGCUCAAAUAUUAUUGGUAUUUUCGGUCCGUACAUCGUGUAUCUGGGCCAAAAAUUCGACAACCGGUAUCCAAUCAUGAUUCUGUUUGUACUUUGCAUCCUUGGAUCAAUAUGCGGACUAUUCUUGCCUGAAACACUGCAUCAAAAACUUCCCGACUCAAUGAACGAAGCACGGGUGUUUGGUGCCGACCAGAAAUUCUGGAGUUUACCUAAAAAAGCCAAAGGGGAAGACAAAAAUCACAAUCUUACAACCGAUGAAUUGGAAAGACUUGAUCCUUUGCUGUGAAACACCUUUGAUCAGAGUUAUAUUCAAUUCGAUUUAUCUCCAAAGAUAACAUUAUUUUGCCCAAGCUGCUGGUGACAGGAUCUAGUUUAUAAUAGCUUUGACUACUUUGAAAAAAUUGUUGUAUAAAAUAUGUAUUAUAUAGGCUUUAAAAUUUUGUUGAUUUUUUUUCUAAAUUACACUUUGAAUAGAAUUCGUUAUCAUUAAGUCUUAAAUGUAAUUGUUAAUUAAUUCAGAAAAAAAGUGCAAAUAAAAAAGCUCUUUAAGCCGAUUCGCACAA